AUGGCUUCGAAUAAUGUUGCGAAGGUUUUGAAACUGACACUAAAUCAGUACUUUGAAAGCACAUCUUUAGAUGGAUAUAAAUUUUUCAUUGAACUGAAGGGGCAAACAGUACAAAGAUGUGUUUGGGGCCUGAUUUUGCUAGUUAACUUCGCCUUUUCUAUCUACAUCGUGUCCUACGCCUGGCAAACUUUCACCUCGAAUCCGACCAUCACUACAUUGGAAAGUCAGGAGUAUCCUAUUUGGAACGUACCAUUUCCCGCUGUUGCAAUUUGUAGUGUUAAUAAAUUUAGUUUGAAAGCAGUAAAGCAAUACGUACAGGAACUAAAAAUGAAAAUGUUCAAUUCAACCACUGAGAGCCAAUUGAUGGAAAGUAUGUUGUUACUGGGGUCCAUGUACGACAUCGGUUCCGCAAAUUCGGACGAUGCUGCCAGUUUUCAGAAUGUUCUGGAUUACUAUGACUCCAACAAGGAUGACGGAUUUUAUGAUAUCCGAAGUGUUAUGGAAAAGCUUGCUCCAAAAUGCGAGGACUUCAUGUUAAAAUGUCAAUGGCUGGGAGAAGAUAGGGAGUGUAAAAGCUUGUUUACAUUAGAAGCUACUUCAGAUGGUUUCUGCUGCACUUUCAAUUACGAGAGGUUCAAAUAUAAAUAUACACAGAGCACGCUCUUGAAAACCAACCUAACUGGAGCAUCAAAAGGACUUAUUGUUCUACUCAACGGCACUACAUCAGACUAUUUCUACAGUAAUCGGAAUACAUUGGGCUUUGCAGUGCAACUAUUUUCGCCAGGAAAUUUCCCAGAUGGAACUACAGGAAAUCUACGCGAAUAUAUCCUGAAUCCAGGCCGAGAAGUCUACUUGAAACUGCUAGUAACAACGGAAAAGUCGAUGAAUACCAUUAGACCGUAUGGAAUUAACCAGCGCAAAUGUCUUUUCAAAGAUGAAAAGAGCCAGGAAUAUGGCGACCAUUAUAGUUAUCCUGAAUGCCUAACAAAGUGCAAAUUGAGAAGCAUUUACGCACUUUGCAAUUGUAUUCCAUUUUAUGCUCCUUCCGAUUUCAAAAUAUCUGAUGAUAACAGAAUGCACUGUACUUUAGCUGAUGUCAAGUGUUUGGAGAGAUACAGAGUGACGUGGAAUACGUACAAACCUCAAGGAGCUGGAAGGGAAGGUUUUGAACGGGAACAAGAGGAUUCAUUGAACUGUCCGGAUUGCUUACCACUUUGCUCAACAACGUCAUACAAUUUUGAAACAACAUCGUCAGAAAUCCAGACCAAGGGUUCUGCUAGAACUAGCUGGGGCCUAUUGAAAGGGUUGGACAACCUAACUGAUGUCAGCCUUUUGCGAAUUUACUACUCAACGACCGCAUCAGUAUUAUAUAAAACAGAUGUUUUGUACACUUGGUAUGAGAUUCUAGGAAACUUCGGCGGUUUACUAGGAUUGGGUCUAGGUUUUUCCAUAAUCAGUUUUGUUGAACUCAUAUAUUUUUUAACUGUAAAGGUGUGCGUAAAUAGAGCACAGUUGGCAAAGCAAGUUGUUCCAAUACCACGGAAAAGAAAUCGCAUGGGAUUACUAAACAAUGGAGGGAACGAAAGAGGAAAGGCUAACAAAAAUAUGCCACAAUUUGAUUACCUGGAGUAA
Messenger RNA from Hermetia illucens (black soldier fly), 1632 nucleotides. RefSeq names its product pickpocket protein 28-like. Bases 1 to 1632 code for a protein of 543 amino acids. Gene Ontology annotation, cellular component: membrane. Gene Ontology annotation, molecular function: ligand-gated sodium channel activity. Lineage: Eukaryota; Metazoa; Arthropoda; Insecta; Diptera; Stratiomyidae. The transcript has 8 exons. The record is from RefSeq and is a predicted model, not a curated record. Gene Ontology annotation, biological process: sodium ion transmembrane transport.